AUGGCCCACUCCAGCCCCCAAACCCCAACCCUAGCCAGCCCAGGAACAGGCCACUUCCCCAGCGCAACCUCACACAUCCGCAUCGCGCGACCCUGUCGCGACUUCACCGCUGCAGAACGCUUCUACGUGACCGGCCUCGGCCUCAAAGUCCUCUGGCGGAGUGGACCCGCACACGAAGUCGAGGGCGGCCAUGAGCUGCUGAUGCUGGGGUGGCCGGGCGCAGCGUGGCAUUUGGAGCUGGUGCUGGUGCAUGGCAACGACGAAAAGAAUGCGCCGAGGCCGACGGAGGAGGAUCUAUUGGUUAUUUAUGUGGAUGGGGCGAUUGAGCCCGGGGUUGUGGAGAGGUUGGUGGAGAAUGGGGGACCAGAGUGCAACAUUCGAACGAGUAUUGGGAGAAGUGGGGGGUUACGGUUAGGGAUCCGGAUGGCGAAAUAUGACAGCUGCAAGAUGUUAUAUGUGAGAGCACUGGAUCGGCUGCGGACUUCGCGGUCUCGCUAAAUAUAUAUAGUCUUGGGCCAAUGGCUUGUCUUGGACUUGUUCCGCCUGGGAAGCACCUUCUUAGGCAGAGAUUACAAUAUGCUUUCUGGACAUGAAAUUUCGACAGAUAAUCACUUAUCUCUCGGAGGGCCAUAUAAUCUUCAAUGUGUUAGGUGGCUGAUACACUGAUGCAGUCUUGUCCGAGGCAGAGACAUGACUCGAUGUUGG
Molecule: messenger RNA, 705 nt
Organism: Aspergillus novofumigatus IBT 16806
Lineage: Eukaryota; Fungi; Ascomycota; Eurotiomycetes; Eurotiales; Aspergillaceae
Product: VOC family protein
Exons: 2
Coding region: 1-498 (165 amino acids)
Source: RefSeq, a predicted model, not a curated record